AUGAAGCUAUGGGGCCUUUCAAGAUUCAGUGACUCAUCUGUCCAAAGCCACAUGAAGCUAUGGCCUUUCAAGAUCAUCCCUGGUCAUGCCGACAAACCCGUGAUCGUCAUCAACUACAAAGGCGAAGAGAAACAGUUCGCCGCUGAGGAGAUCUCUUCCAUGGUUCUCAUCAAGAUGCGUGAGAUCGCUGAAGCUUACCUUGGUAUCACCAUAAAGAACGCUGUGGUCACUGUUCCCGCUUACUUCAACGACUCUCAGCGUCAAGCAACCAAGACGCUGGUGUCAUCGCUGUGUAGGAUUUAUGGGAAGGAUGAUGAAACGGUGAUGAUACCUCCGUUUAAGGCGAAGCAGGUGGAUCCUACGGGGGCUGGAGAUAGCUUUCUCGGAGGUUUGGUGGUUGGUCUUGUGGAGGGUUUGGAUGUUCCUGAUGCUGCAUUGUUAGGGAACCUCUUUGGCUCUAUAACUGUUGAGCAUUUUGGUCAGCCCAAGUUCGAUUUGAUGAUGCUUCAGGAAUCAAGAUACGGGAUAGUAGCAGUUGCAUCUUGUAGCUUACUUAUGGUAAAGGAUGAGGUGCAUAGAAGGAAGAAGCAAUGUAAUGGUCACUCAUCUGAUCAUGACGACUUUCAUUCGCGUCUAACUCCAGCCCGGUUUCAAGACUCUUUACUUCAACCAAAGUUACUGCUCAAUGGUCACUCAUGUGACCGCCGGUGA
Molecule: messenger RNA, 711 nt
Organism: Brassica oleracea var. oleracea
Lineage: Eukaryota; Viridiplantae; Streptophyta; Magnoliopsida; Brassicales; Brassicaceae
Product: inositol 3-kinase-like
Exons: 4
Coding region: 1-711 (236 amino acids)
Biological process (GO): cellular response to unfolded protein; protein refolding
Cellular component (GO): cytoplasm
Molecular function (GO): ATP binding; ATP hydrolysis activity; ATP-dependent protein folding chaperone
Source: RefSeq, a predicted model, not a curated record